AUGGCCGCUGCUUUCGACGACGAGGAUCUCUCUGUCUCGCUCCCACCCAUCAACAAUUCCGAUCGCUCUCGUGACCGUACCGCCGGGACUGAGCCUCCUUCCAAUUCCAACAUCCCCGCCAUGGCGAUGCCUCCGCCAUCCCGCCCGAUCGGAAAGGGCGGCGAGCCUCCGAUGCAGUCACCAGCAACCACCCGGGACAUGCAGCGCCUCGACCAGUACCAGACGAUCAAGAUAUUGGGGGAGGGCUCCUUUGGCAAGGUGAAACUGGCCAUUCACCAGCCCAGUGGUCGCCAGGUCGCUCUGAAGAUCAUCUCCCGUCGCAAAUUGCUGUCUCGUGACAUGGUUGGUCGUGUUGAACGUGAGAUCCAAUACCUCCAACUGCUGCGGCACCCGCACAUCAUAAAAUUGUACACCGUCAUUGCCACCAAAACCGACAUCGUCAUGGUGUUGGAAUAUGCCGAACGGGAACUUUUCGAUUAUCUAGUCAAGAGGGGCCGGUGUAAUGACGCUGAAGCCCGCAAGUUCUUCCAGCAGAUCAUAUGUGCUGUGGAGUACUGCCAUCGUCAUAAAAUCGUACAUCGUGACCUCAAACCGGAGAAUCUUCUGAUCGAUAGCGAGAAGAAUGUGAAGAUCGCAGAUUUUGGUCUGAGCAACAUUAUGACGGACGGAAACUUUCUGAAAACCAGCUGCGGAAGCCCUAACUAUGCAGCGCCAGAGGUUAUCUCCGGGAAGCUUUAUGCGGGGCCGGAGGUAGAUGUUUGGAGCUGUGGUGUCAUUCUCUACGUGCUCUUGGUAGGAAGGCUUCCGUUCGACGACGACUAUAUACCGGCCCUGUUCAAGAAAAUUGCCGCGGGCAACUUUCAUAUGCCUGGCUACAUAUCCCCCGGAGCUGCUCGGUUAAUUAGGUCAAUGCUACAGGUACAUCCUGUUCAUAGGCUUACUAUCCCUGAGAUCCGUCAAGAUCCCUGGUUCCUUCAAGACCUACCCAAAUACCUACAGCCGCCGCCCGAAGAAUUCAUUGCUACUGGUGUCGAUCCGAAUAAGGCCAUUGAUCCCCGCAAGUUGGUCCCGGGGAAGCCCCUGUCAGUGCAGCACAAAAUCCAUCAAGUAGCUAUCUCCAAGCUGGAGAGAAGUAUGGGUUAUGCCCGCGACGAUAUCGAGGAUGCGCUCAAGAAUCCGGAGCCCAGCGCCAUCAAGGACGCUUUCUUUAUCAUCAUGGAGAAUGAGAUGAUGCAAACCAAUUCGCCAACAGACGAUAAUAUGUUGGUACCCCCGGUAACACCCUCGCCUCCUCCCGACAGGAUACCUAAGCCUACUGCAACGUCCGGACGAGCAACUCCUGUUCCUGCUCCGGGAACCCCACCUGGUCCUCCAACAAGAACACGUAGUGGUUCGCAACGCCAGACCUAUCAACCGCCUCAGCAGAGCGAUGCCGACGAUUUAAACGCACCUCGCGUGAGCCAUGUUCGGAUUUUACCAACGAGUUUACCUUAUGUCCACGACCAACUCAUGGAACAGCGCGAGCGCGAGCGCGAACGCGAACGUGAGCAAAGAAUUCAGGCCACUGACCGGUUAUUGGAGGAACAAGCGCAACGUGGUCCAGAAUCCGAGGGAGACUCGCGCCGUGGUGGCCGCUCCCCGGAGGAGCAAGAGGCGACAGCAAGGGCUCUGAAGCCGCAUUCUCGUAGUAUUAUAGACCUUGACAAGUUGCGUUUGGAGCCGCCUGAAGGUCGGAGUGCCCCGCAUCAACCCAAGAAAUCUCGCAAAUGGCAGUUUGGCAUUCGUUCACGCAAUCAGCCUUACGAGGCAAUGCUUUACCUUUACAAGGCCAUUGAAGCACAAGGCGGGAUAUGGGAAAUCCAGCCAGCUGGUGCAGACGGGUUGCAGAUUGGAGUCAAGCCGGCCGACGCAGGACAGCCGCAACCGCUGCAGAGCAAGUAUCCUGACCUACCAUCGGACUACUACAUCCCGAAAGAACCGUGGUUCAUACGAGCCCGCCUUUUGAAAGAAGGCGUCAGAGCUCCAGGCCCGUCGACCAGUGUCCACAGCAGUCGAAGUGAUCUAGAGGAACUUCGCCGCCGCGUCAACCUCUCAAGUGCGCCGGCUUCCUUGGAUGACAGGAAUUUAACCCCAGAGCACGCGAGCAUGUCGGGUCCUUCCUCUGCGACGCAGCAUCAUUCCAUUUCGCGCAUCUCUUAUGGAGUCUGGGUGUUCGUCGACAUCCAGCUGUACCAGCUCGAAGAGAAUAAUUACAUGGUCGAUUUCAAAUGCGAUGGAUACCAGAAUGUGAUCCGUGGCGAAGGGGAUGCCGAUUGGCAUCCCAUCAGCAAGCGGUUCUGGAAUAAGGAGAAAGAGGUCACUAGUCCCUAUCCGUUCCUUGACGUGGCAUCGGAUUUGGUGGCUCAGCUUGCGGUUGCUAGCUGA
Aspergillus luchuensis is the source of this 2424-nucleotide messenger RNA. It is a transcript of the gene SNF1, whose product is annotated as protein kinase. The coding region runs from base 1 to 2424 and encodes 807 amino acids. Gene Ontology annotation, biological process: intracellular signal transduction; protein phosphorylation. The record is from RefSeq and is a predicted model, not a curated record. Gene Ontology annotation, cellular component: cytoplasm. Gene Ontology annotation, molecular function: protein serine/threonine kinase activity; ATP binding. The transcript is spliced from 4 exons. NCBI's taxonomy places the organism in Eukaryota, Fungi, Ascomycota, Eurotiomycetes, Eurotiales, Aspergillaceae.